ACAGAAGUGUAAACAUGCAGAUCUUUGUGAAGACCCUCACUGGCAAGACCAUCACCCUUGAGGUUGAGCCCAGCGAUACAAUUGAAAAUGUCAAGGCCAAGAUCCAGGACAAGGAAGGCAUUCCCCCUGACCAGCAGAGGCUGAUCUUUGCUGGCAAACAGCUGGAAGAUGGCCGCACCCUCUCUGACUACAACAUCCAGAAGGAGUCCACCCUCCAUCUUGUGCUGCGUCUGAGGGGAGGCAUGCAGAUCUUUGUCAAGACCCUCACUGGCAAGACCAUCACCCUGGAGGUCGAGCCAAGUGACACCAUUGAGAACGUGAAGGCCAAGAUCCAGGACAAGGAAGGCAUCCCCCCUGACCAGCAGAGGCUGAUCUUUGCUGGCAAACAGCUGGAAGAUGGCCGCACCCUCUCUGACUACAACAUCCAGAAAGAAUCCACCCUCCAUCUUGUCCUGCGUCUGAGGGGAGGCAUGCAGAUCUUCGUCAAGACCCUCACUGGCAAGACCAUCACCCUGGAGGUGGAGCCUAACACCAUUGAGAACGUCAAGGCCAAGAUCAGGACAAGGAAGGAUCCCCCCGACCAGCAGGCUGAUCUUUGUGGCAAACAGCUGGAAGAUGGCCGCACCCUCUCGACUACAACAUCCAGAAAGAAUCCACCCCCAUCUGUCCUGCGUCUGAGGGGAGGCAUGCAGAUUUCGUUAAGACCCUCACUGGCAGACAUCACCCUGGAGGUGGAGCCUAGCGACACCAUUGAGAACGUGAAGGCCAAGAUCCAGGACAAGGAAGGCAUCCCCCCCGACCAGCAGAGGCUGAUCUUUGCCGGAAAACAGCUGGAAGAUGGCCGCACCCUCUCUGACUACAACAUCCAGAAAGAAUCCACCCUCCAUCUUGUCCUGCGUCUGAGGGGAGGCAUGCAGAUCUUCGUCAAGACCCUCACUGGCAAGACCAUCACCCUGGAGGUGGAGCCAAGUGACACCAUUGAGAACGUGAAGGCCAAGAUCCAGGACAAGGAAGGCAUCCCCCCCGACCAGCAGAGGCUGAUCUUUGCUGGCAAACAGCUGGAAGAUGGCCGCACCCUCUCUGACUACAACAUCCAGAAAGAAUCCACCCUCCAUCUUGUCCUGCGUCUGAGGGGAGGCAUGCAGAUCUUCGUCAAGACCCUCACUGGCAAGACCAUCACCCUGGAGGUGGAGCCAAGCGACACCAUUGAGAACGUGAAGGCCAAGAUCCAGGACAAGGAAGGCAUCCCCCGACCAGCAGAGGUGAUCUUUGUGGCAAACAGCUGGAAUGGCCGCACCCUCUCUGACUACAUCCAGAAAGAAUCCACCCUCCACUGCCUGCGUCUGAGGGGAGGCAUGCAGAUCUUUGUCAAGACCACUGGCAAGACCAUCACCCUGGAGGUUGAGCCAAGUGACACCAUUGAGAACGUUAAGGCCAAGAUCCAGGACAAGGAAGAUCCCCCCGACCAGCAGAGGCUGAUCUGCUGGCAACACGUGGAAGAUGGCCGCACCCUCUCUGACUACAACAUCCAGAAGGAGUCCACCCUCCAUCUUGUGCUGCGUCUGAGGGGUGGCCAGUAAAACAAUUCAUGAUUCCAUGUUCUUAACAAUAUUUCCCAAGUUAAUGUACUGUGUAUGACAUGCAUACUAUACAUGCCGUAAAGUUGUUACAAAUGUGUUAACCGUUACAUGACCAAAAUUAAAAUAAAGGAUUGAACUGA
Etheostoma spectabile (orangethroat darter) is the source of this 1720-nucleotide messenger RNA. RefSeq names its product polyubiquitin-C. Gene Ontology annotation, molecular function: protein binding. The record is from RefSeq and is a predicted model, not a curated record. Lineage: Eukaryota; Metazoa; Chordata; Actinopteri; Perciformes; Percidae.